AUGAUUUUCUUAAUAUCAUAUUUUCUUUUCUUUCUUCAUCUAAUUCCAGCCGAACAAGCCACUACAUUCAAUAUUGUCAGUUACGGGGCUAAGGGCGAUGGCGUCACAGAUAACACUGAAGCUAUUCGAAAAACAUUACUUGCAGCAGCUAAUUAUAGUUUAGCAUCUACCGUAUUAAUACCGGCUGGUGAUUUUCUAACAGGUUCAUUAGAGAUUCCAUCAAACGUAACAUUUUAUCUUGCUCGUAAUGCUAUUUUACGUGCAUCUGACAAUGAAAGUUUAUAUUCACCUAUUCCAAGCAUGACAAGUGACACUAGUCCAUUUGAUUUUCCAUUUCUACUCGUGAAUAAUUCCCAUAAUGUUUAUUUUCAAGGCGAAGGUCUUAUUAAUGGUGGCGCAAAUAGUCCGCCCGGUCAUCUUGUGCGUGAAUAUCAACCAUCAUCGAAUAUGCUGAUGCCGAAAGAAUGGAAUUUAACAGGUUGUACUUAUUUUAGUUGCCGACCGAAAUUACUUCUCAUACGGCAUAGCCAUUCAAUAGAAAUCAGUGAAAUUACCAUAGCAAAUUCAGCAUUCUGGACAGUGACUGUGGUUGAAAGUGAAAAUAUUCUUUUCGAUAAGGUUACCAUACUGGGUGAUCGUCGUUGGCCAAAUAAUGAUGGAAUCGAUCUCAUCAAUACUCGACAUGUUAUCAUUCGAAAUUCUAAUAUAUCAACUGGUGACGAUUCUAUUGCUAUCGUAUCUCAUGGUCCAUCGUCUAUGUUUAAUAUCACUGUUGAAAAUAUGGAUCUACAAAGUACUUCAGCUGCUAUUAAAGUCAGCGCUUUCGAUGAAGAUGCUUCUGGUAAUAUGUAUAAUAUGACAUUUCGUGAUAUACGUAUAACAGAUUCCAAUCGUGGUAUAUGUGUAGCGCCACGUUGGGGGUCAGGUAUAAUAUCGGAUAUUUUGUUUGAACAAAUGAAUAUCGAAACACGAUAUUUUGGUUUGAGUUGGUGGGGUACAGCUGAGCCAAUAUAUGUAACAGGUCUAUCAAUGAGCGCGAAUCGACAUUGGACAGGAAAAUUAAGAAACAUUCAGUUUCGUAAUAUCGUAGCUCAAGGUGAACAAGGUUUUAUGAUUCGAGGAAAUACGAGUUUAUUAGAAAAUAUUUCCUUUGAAAAUGUCUCACUUACAAUUAGCAGAUGGAGUAAUGUAACUGAACACCCGCUAUAUGAUUAUCGUCCAUCUGAAGAACCACAACUGAUUGAUGCGUUGGUUGAUGGAAUUUUCGCUCAAGAUAUCAAUGGAUUAAGUCUUGAAAAUAUAUUUAUUGAAUUUAAAGCACCUAAACAGAAAUACUAUGGUCAAUGUUUAAAUUUGAAUAAUAUAACACAAAAAGUUGAAAGCAAUAUUCAAUGCAGAGAUGUUGUUUCGUUGUCAUCAUCAAGUAAAUUUCUUUUCCGAGCAGAACUCAUGUUUUUAUUUGUUUUGUUGAAAUUAUUUACGAAUAUGGUCUAA
Molecule: messenger RNA, 1494 nt
Organism: Rotaria socialis
Lineage: Eukaryota; Metazoa; Rotifera; Eurotatoria; Philodinida; Philodinidae
Source: the annotation of a GenBank genome assembly